GAGGCGCUCGAGCAGCUGGUCGGCUCGGCAGGCGUCACGGUGACCCUGGUGGACGGCGACGAGGUGUUGACGUCCACCGUCCAGCUGGGCGGCAGCGGGGAGGAGGGCUCUGACGAGUCCUGGGCGCUGAGGGACCUGCUGCUUCUGGCGCUGCGGGGCCAGGGGAAGGAGGAAGAGGUCGCUGCGCCACCCGGCGCGCCGCCCACAGAGUGUGUGGUCCUAGGACUCGGCGACGCUCUCUUCGACGUGGACCCCAAUGACGCCAAGUACGCCCCGUUCGACACUUACGCCGACCCUGAGGAGUGCGGAUAUGGCAUCGGGUGGGACGACGAACUGGCCGUCGUGACCGAGAAGAAGACUCACGAGGAAGUCUCUGAUCUCGGAUGUGGCCUCUUUGGCUAUGACUUGACCGAGGACGCGGACAUGGAUACAGGCAUGGCUGCUUUGGAGGACGAGGACCCGGAGGAGUACUGUGCCCUGGACGUCGACCUCCCCACCGAACCGAACCUGGACAAGCUGAAGCAGGUGCGCAAGAUCACGGCGCUGAACUGCCUCGACCCCGGCGGUAUGGAGGCCCUAAGGGAGGUGGCCCCUUACCUGGAGGAGCUGGAGGUGAGGAACCUGAGGCGCAAGCACCUUGUGGAGAUCCAGGGGCUGGCCAGGCUGCGGCGCCUGGAGGUCAGGGCGCCGGACAUGUGGACCGACCCGUUCCUGGUGCCGCCCCUGGAGCACGACGGCGGCCUCGAGUUCCUCCGCGUGUGCCUGUCCGCGCCCACGGCCGGCUCCCUUAUCUACGCCCACAACCGCACCCUGCGCCACGUCCAGGUACUGUCGCCGCCGCGGCGCAGGCGGCAGGGCUCGCUCCACAGCAUCUACUUCGAGACCCUGGACUACCACCUGGGCGGCCACGUCUCGGAGCACGUCCGGCGGAGCCCGUACUUCCCCCGGUGCGAGCCCGGCGACUUCCCCGUGCUGAGGCGCGUCGAGUUCAUCGAGGAGCCUCGGUCGCCCUACGUCAUAAACCCUAGCUGGAUCGUGGGGAAGGACAUGGACAGGAUCGAGAGAAUGCUCCCACCAGGCGUCUCUGUAGAGCUGGUCUUCAAACCCAAACGGCUUGGCUAAGUCCAUUCCUUCUGCGUGUGUGGUUAUUUGAUGCGAGAAUUUAAAAUCAUUUAUCUUUGAGGGAAAUAUAUAUUGAGUUGACACAAAUGUA
Molecule: messenger RNA, 1213 nt
Organism: Frankliniella occidentalis (western flower thrips)
Lineage: Eukaryota; Metazoa; Arthropoda; Insecta; Thysanoptera; Thripidae
Exons: 3
Coding region: 424-1122 (232 amino acids)
Source: RefSeq, a predicted model, not a curated record